Messenger RNA from Coturnix japonica (Japanese quail), 4104 nucleotides. RefSeq names its product zinc finger protein 385C (gene ZNF385C). The record is from RefSeq and is a predicted model, not a curated record. Gene Ontology annotation, cellular component: nucleus. Lineage: Eukaryota; Metazoa; Chordata; Aves; Galliformes; Phasianidae. Gene Ontology annotation, molecular function: nucleic acid binding; zinc ion binding.
GACCGCGGCGGUGCGCGCGCUGCCUUCAUGCCCCCUUCCUCCUCCUCCUCCUCCUCCUCUCUUCCUCCUCCUCCUCCGGGAGCGCGCUCGCCCAGCCGGGAGCGAGCAGCCGGCGGGAGGAUGCUGCAAACGGCGGCGGAGGCGGACGGCUGGGCAGGCAUGAAGCGACCCCUGAGCCCAUCCCACAGCCCUGAGAACAGUUUGCAGCUGGUGGAGGUGACCAGCUGCCCGCCCGGCCCUCCUGAGCAGCGCAUGAAGAGGGAGAAGAAGCACCAGUCGUUCACACUCUGCGAGGUCUGCAACAUCCAGCUGAACUCAGCCGCGCAGGCGCAGAUCCACUACAACGGCAAGUCCCACCAGAAGCGCCUCAAGCAGCUCAACAAGGGCAAGAUGCCGGCAGCCCAAGGUCCCUCUGGACACAGCAGCCCCCUCCUCGCAUCGCUGCCGAUCCCCGGGCGGCCGCUGCACUCCCCGCUGGACAUCAAACACUUCCUGACCUUCCGCCUCAACGGGACGUCCCCGCUCAACCUCUUCCCCAACUUCAACACGAUGGACCCGGUGCAGAAGGCCGUGAUCAGCCACACCUUUGGCGUGCCCGCCCCGCUCAAGAAGAAGCAGUUCAUCUCCUGCAACAUCUGCCACCUGCGCUUCAACUCUGCAAACCAGGCAGAGGCCCACUACAAAGGCCACAAACACGCCCGGAGGCUGAAAGCCAUCGAGGCCAUGAAGAGCAAGCAGAAGGCAGCGGGGGCCGUGGGCGGGGACAGCACGGCCGACUUCACCCCCUGCCUGGAGGGUGAUGAGGAUCCCAGCAGUGCAGUUCCCCCCAGCGACCCCAAGGAGGCGGAUGGUGACGGCCCCGACGUGGCGCUGCCGCCCGGCUCCGAGCAGCCGCCCGCGGAGACACCGGGCAGCGCCGCCCCGCUGGGCUCCCCGCCGCCCUCCGAGCCGUCCGAGGCCGCGUCCGACGCCGCCAGCGUCACCUCCUCGGCCGCGCACGGGCCGGAGGCGCAGGCGGCAGAGUCGGGCAGCAGCGGCUCAGCGCCCGACAGCGAGAAGGAGGGUAGGAAGGGCAAACAGCACCUGUACUGCCCCACCUGCAAGGUGACCGUCAACUCGCUGUCCCAGCUGGAGGCUCACAACACGGGUGCCAAGCACAAGUCCAUGCUGGAAGGACACAGCGCCCAGCUGCGGCGCGGCCGGGGGAAGCUGCUGGCCCGAGCAGGACACAAAGCCAAGAGAAUCGGCAACAAGGGCAGCAUCAACAUCCAGAACAAGGCGUUCCACUGCCAAGUGUGUGAGAUCUAUGUGAACUCGGAGACCCAACUCAAACAGCACAUGAGCAGCCGGCGGCACAAAGACAGGUUGGCCGGGAAGCCACCGAAGCCCAAGUACAGCCCCUACAACAAGCUGCAGAAGAAUGCUGCCCUCGCAUCCAAGCUGGCUCUGCAGAAGCACCUCACCAAAACGCUGGCAACGCGCUUCCUGCCCAGCCCGCUCACCACGGCGGUGUGUGCCAUGCCUGGGCCCCUCGCCCUGCGCCCAGCUGCUGCCACCACGCUCUUCCAAGCCCCAAUCCUCGGACCAGCCCUAUUCCGAACGCCGCCAGCCCACGUCCGCACCACGCCGGGCCCCAUCGUCUUCGCACCCUAUUAGAGCCGCUCGCCAUGGGGCUGCACAGGGCACUGACUGCUCUCCUGGCUGAUGGGAAACCGUAGCAGUAGGCAUCGACCCAGGCUUCCCCUUUGCUUCCAGCUGGCUCCUUUUGGUGUGCAACGCUCCGUCAGAGCCCAGCCAGCCCCACUGUGGCCCCCCCUGCUGCUCCCCCUGCCCAUGACGGCCCCUCAAUGGUUGGGCCCUGUGGGGUGAGGAUGGUGCCGGAGCCACCAGGACCUUGCUGUGCUUCUUGUCUGCCUCCCAGUUCCCAGACUGGGAGGAGAGGAGCCGGCUGGUCCCUCAGGGAUGGAGCAGCCCUGAUCCCACGCCAAAGAGCUGUUGGCCGUGCUGGUCACAUCCUCACUCUGAGAGCAAUAGGCAAGGCCUGGGACUCACUGCUCUGCCCUCUGAAAGCACACAGCCUUUCUCCCAGGCACCCCGAGAAGCACAGAAACUGGGCACAGGCUCUGCUCCCAUCUGGUUUGCACUCCCUGAGGUGGGAAGGAGGGGACACUGCUCUGAGCCCUGUUUGCCUCAAUCCCACCCCCGGGGGGACAAUCCUGCCCCUACCUCAGGGGAGAUGCUGUGAGGCUGUGUGAAUGUCCCCAAAGCACUUUUGGUUCUCCAGAGGAAGGCACCGUUGUUGCUUGCCGUCUCACCCCAUCCCCAUUGGAGCUUCCAAGGAGUUUGUGACUCCACCAAGCGAAGGCACCACCCUGGCAGCCCAGACAAUCAGGGAGGAUGGAGCAGGCGCUGCCAGCCUCCCUCAGAUGCUCUUUUCACUGUGCUCAGAAGGCCCAGCGAGGACCUGGUCUGAAAACUGAACACGCAGCUCUCUGCGUUCCCAGCGCUGCUGUAAAUAGAAACCCGCAGGAAAGUCGCGACCCAAAUGGACCUGAUACUGGAGUGACGACCCACCCUGAUCUAUGCAAUCCCAUGGGAGCAGCUGGCUUGGCGUUUGCUGUCUACGUUUUUGGUGCUCGGUCUGUAGGGCUGGGAGUGUUGUUUGGAGCAGAUAUAGGACACAAAGCAACACUCAGCUCCGUGCAGGUGGUUCCUCUGCCGUGCUGUCCUCUCCCAUCCCCAGGCCGGGUGCUGGCUCAGACACCUCUGCAGCAUCCCGGCACGAGGUCGUGUUCUUGUCCAGCCCUUGGGAUGAGGUGGUUUUGCACAUCUGGGAAUCCACACGCACAAGCGCACAUACCUGACAUCAUGGCCAUAAGCAACACUUGGAUUUCAGGAGGAUUUUGCCCAGCGUGCACCACCGAUGCUCAGGAUGAGGUCUUGGAGGUGUACGGGGACCUGCUGCCACCUAAUGCUUCUGUUCCCAGAGCUGGGAACCUCGGGUGACAGCAGGGACUGCUGCAUGGAGGGAGCAGCUCCCACAUCUGGAGGGCACUCUGCUCUCACCAUGGGCAGUGCUGACCCAUGGAGUGCUGCUGCUGUGUUCCCCAUGCAGAAGAGUAUGAAGAAGCAUCUGGGUAUGGAUUUAUCUGCUCAGGGCAUCUCCCUCUACCUCAGGGGGGGAAGGGGAGGGAAGGCACCAGGUGUUGGGGGGGGGUUCACCUAUGGAAAGAUCAGAGUAGACACAAGGUCCUGAGGUGGUGGGGAGACUUAGGAGAGCAGGCUGAGGGUAGAAGGGUACUGCUGCAGUGGCCUAAUCAGGGACAUGGAGUGGGGCCCACCAGCCUUGGGAUCACGUGUGGCCCAGACCAAGAGACAACCCCAGAUCCACCAGGACAGGACCCUGUGCUGCUCGGGGCCCCCACAGGAGGAUGUGGCUCUGACAGCAUCUCAGUGCUGAGCAGCCUGCAGCCAUCCAGGCCCUCACUGUACCACUCUCACUGUGCUCUUCUCCAGGCCUCCUCCCAGCUCUGGCUGCAGCAGAGGGCAGCACAUCUCCUCCUGCACGCACACAGCAGCCCCGGAGCACAGGGAGAGGCAGCUGUGGCCGUGCUGCAGCCUGCAGGAGCAGCUGGGCACCACUGGGUUGUUUCCCCUGCGUUUUGUUCUAAAAAGCCUGUGCUGGAGCCAGCAGCGGCUGCUCCUGUCAACCCUCCUCCAGUGGAGUCCUGAUACACUCCCACACUCGGCACUUUAACCCUUGAAAGCCAUUCCUUCUAAUAACAAUAAUACUGCAAUGAGCUGCGUAAGAACAUCCUGCCUCUGUCGCAUCCCCUUCGCCUCCAGGGACCCCACCCUGCUCCCAUGCAAUCCAAAGCAUUUACUGCCUUUGACUUAGCAUAUGCUGUACUAGAUAGUAGGGCAUAGUCCACAGCGCUCAGUAAGGCGUGCCCCUCUGUAAAUAACCUUGGAGUGAUGUGAACAGUUUGAUUCCAAGAAAACAAAAAAAAAACCUACAAAAAAUGGAAUAACAGACUGUAGGGACUUGGCCAGUACCCCCCUGUAAUGUUCACUGUAUAUUUUUGAUGUACUAUAACUGUUGGG